AUGUCCGACAAACAGAAACCGAAAGGGAAGAAGACCGUUGCUAAUAUAACUGACCAAGAACGCGGUUGGGCUAAGCAAGCAUUGGCUGAAUAUGAACAAAAAAAUUACAAAUUUUGCAUAGAAUAUUUGCUGCGAAUUGAAAAUGUAAGGCCCAGCGAUCCCAAAGUAUUGCUCAAUAAAGCCAUUGUUGAGUUCUACAAAAAUGGCCUGUGUACAGCCGACAAGUUUCAAAAGGCGUUUAUAAAUGUCUGUAAGCAGAUGGAAUUAAAUCUAGAACUGUUGGAUUCUUUCGAGGAUAUUGAAAACUGUAUUUACUAUUAUAAUUAUGCUGUGUUUUUGUACCACUUGAAACACUACACCAAAGCAUUGGCUAUAAUAAACAAGGUCUUCACAUUUAUAGAAUCUCUAGAGGAAAAUUUGGCUCAUAAAGUAUGUCUAUUGAUAGUCCAAUUACACAUUGAUACUAAAAAACCUGCAGAAGCACUGAAAUUGAUUGCUUACAUUGAAAGUCAAUUUGUAUCAACAGAUUAUGCCACUAACAUAUUGACUGGUAAUGUAGAUCAAACGGGUAAUUUACUCAAUGAAAGGAAAAAAAGAGAAAACAAAACUAAUUUAGAUGCUACCACUGAUGUAUUUCGAGUCAGUCUUAUUCAGUAUCGGGUUAGGUCUCUAAUGGAGCUAAAUUUAUUUGAUGAAUGUAGUCAGCAGUUAAGAACAAUCAAAGAAAAACAAGACUCCAUUACAAUGUUUUUGACAGGGAAAUUAGAAUACCUUUGUGGCAAUCAUAAAGAAGCACUAUCGACUUUGAAAAAAAUUCCCAUAAAAGACAACUUUAGAGAGACUGGAGAGUGUUCUUCAGUCUUAUUAAAUAAUAAUCUAGCUUGUUUGUAUCAUUAUGCUAAUAAACCUACCUUAGCAUUCACAUCUAUUUACAAAGCAAUUGUUCAACACCAAAAGAACAUCACUGAUGUAACAAAACCUAAUCAAGCUGAAGGUAUUCUGUCAGGCCAACCACUUCAUAUAAUUGGUGCGAGCAUUAAAACUGAGCUUAUGUUCAACUUGGGCAUAAGUCUCUUGCAUGCUCGAAAACCUGAAGAAGCAUUUGACUGUCUAGUUGAAGCUGUACAAACCUAUUAUAUGAACCCUAGGCUAUGGUUAAGAUUAGCGGAAUGCUGUAUUAUGACUCACAAGAAAAGCAACGACAGAGACUUUGAUUUCAAGAAACCUUUUAUUGAAGGUGUGGUUGGUUCUGGCAAGCACAAGAAAAUUAUUUUGAAGUCACAGUUGUUUGCAGACACAAAAUACAGUUGCGAAGCAGUUUCCGCAUCUAUUCCAAUGCCAAGUCUCGAAUUUGGUUCAUUGUGUGUGCGUAAUGCAGUUUUAUUACUUCAAGACAAUACUAUUGAUUGUUCACCUUCUCACAAACCCAUCAACAUAUCCGACAGAAACUAUCUUUUUGACUGCAUUCAAUCAGCUGGAGCAUAUAUAGCUUUAUGUUUAGGAGAUCCAGUGAUUGCAUUAAAGUAUUCACAAGUGUUACUUAAGUCUGAAAAAAUUAACAAAGUUCAUAAAUUUUUAGGCCAUUUAUAUGCAGCUGAAGCACUGGUAUUGUUAGACAAACCAAAGGAAGCAAUAGAUAUGCUAAAAAAGUCCAAUGCUUUGGAUGAUAUUGAACCUGAAAUACAUGAACAGCUUAAAAUUGAAGAAUGGAAGCCAAACAAACAAAACUCUGCCAAGGCUGUUCUUUAUUAUAAUUUAGCUGUAGCAUUGACUUUACGAGGUGAUCUUGAUAAAGCUGGGGAGUUACUUAAACAAGUGUGGCUGUCAAAAAUCGUACAUGUUUCAGUACCUGUUCACGUUAUCAUAUUGGCUUUAUACAUUCAUUUACAAUUAGGUCAAAAAGAGAUUGCAAUAUCCCUAAUAAAACAAAAUUGCCCGCAAGCGAAAUAAUAGGCAAAAUACAAUCUUAAUUUAC
Diuraphis noxia (Russian wheat aphid) is the source of this 1975-nucleotide messenger RNA. RefSeq names its product CCR4-NOT transcription complex subunit 10-like. The record is from RefSeq and is a predicted model, not a curated record. Gene Ontology annotation, molecular function: protein binding. Gene Ontology annotation, biological process: negative regulation of translation; mRNA catabolic process. Gene Ontology annotation, cellular component: CCR4-NOT complex. NCBI's taxonomy places the organism in Eukaryota, Metazoa, Arthropoda, Insecta, Hemiptera, Aphididae.